Messenger RNA from Saccharomyces eubayanus, 1845 nucleotides. RefSeq names its product GPI-anchor transamidase subunit GAA1 (gene GAA1). The transcript has a single exon. The record is from RefSeq and is a predicted model, not a curated record. Gene Ontology annotation, biological process: attachment of GPI anchor to protein. Gene Ontology annotation, cellular component: membrane; GPI-anchor transamidase complex. Bases 1 to 1845 code for a protein of 614 amino acids. Lineage: Eukaryota; Fungi; Ascomycota; Saccharomycetes; Saccharomycetales; Saccharomycetaceae.
AUGGCCUUAUUGGAGAAAUUGCAUCGAAGGGUUGUUGACAUGGGACUUGUCCCGCGUGUCAUUGCUUUAUUGCCUGUUAUUUCCACGUUAUGUGCCCUGUUCGGGUUCAUAUCUAUUGCUAUUCUGCCAAUGGAUGGGCAGUACAGAAGAACUUAUAUUUCUGAGAACGCUUUAAUGCCAUCGCAAGCGUACAGCUACUUCAGAGAAACCGAGUGGAAUAUUUUGAGAGGCUAUCGCUCUCAAAUCGAAAAGACGGUAAACAUGACUUCUACGGAAAGGAACAAUAUAAUGGGCUCCUGGUUGCAAGAAUUUGGUACCAAGACUGCUAUUUAUGAGAAUGAUCAGUAUGGAGAAACGCUAUAUGGUGUAAUGCACGCACCCAGGGGUGAUGGGACAGAAGCAAUGGUGCUUGCCAUUCCGUGGUUUAACUCAGAGAAGGAAUUCAAUGUUGGUGGUGCAUCGUUGGGUGUUUCAUUAGCUAGAUUCUUUUCACGUUGGCCGGUAUGGUCUAAAAACAUUAUCGUUGUAUUCAGCGAAAAUCCUCAUGCAGCUUUGAGAUCUUGGGUUGAAGCAUACCACACUUCUUUAGAUUUGACUGGUGGUUCCAUUGAGGCUGCUGUGGUACUAGAUUAUUCUAGUGCGGAAGAUUUCUUUGAGUACGUAGAAGUAUCCUAUGACGGGCUAAACGGUGAGCUGCCCAAUUUAGACCUGGUUAACGUYGCUAUAUCUAUUAUUGAACAUGAAGGUAUGAAAGUUUCUUUGCACGGACUACCCUAUGAUCAACUAGGUAACAAUGAUUUUUUUUCAAGGUUUAAAAUACUAUGCUUAGGAAUAAGAGAUUGGGCGUUGUCUGGUGUUAAGAAUCCCCACGGUAACGAAGCAUUCAGCGGAUGGAGAAUCCAAUCUGUGACGCUGAAAGCUCAUGGACAUGGUGGUCAUGAUAUUACCACAUUUGGACGUAUACCGGAAGCGAUGUUCCGCUCGAUUAACAAUCUUUUAGAGAAAUUUCACCAGUCAUUCUUCUUUUAUUUGCUGUUAGCUCCACGCCAAUUCGUUUCCAUUAGUAGUUAUUUGCCAAGUGCUGUAGCUUUAUCGGUCGCAUUUGCAGUAAGUUCAUUGAAUGCAUUUAUCAACAAUGAUUAUGCCAGUAUAUCCCUAUUUUCAGAGUAUAAUUUGAUAGCGGUAUUGGUUUGGUUCAUAUCAAUGGUUGUGUCAUUUGUUAUAUCGCAACUAUUUCUUUCGGUACUACCAGCUGGGUUGUUGAUGACUAUUAGUUUAGCAAUCUGCUUCUUACCUAUAGCACUAUCUGGAAAAGUCCAUAUAUCAGAACCGCUAUCAUACCGAUUAAAAAACGUUGCAUUUUUAUAUUUCAGUUUAGUAUCAACAUCCCUUUUGAUGAUAAACUUUGCUAUGGCUUUACUGAUCGGUACUCUAGCAUUCCCAAUGACAUUUAUCAAGACUAUUUCUAUUAAAGCAUCCGCUGAGUCCGAAACGAGCUUAGGAUCAAACAUCUCAAUAAAAACCGAGCCUAACGAUGAAAUGCAGCUCAAUGAGCAUUAUAGAGAAGGAAUAUCCGGGAAAAACCAACAAAGACAAAAAUUGAAGAAUUUAUCGCUAUUAAUCUUAACAAACCCAUUUAUUUCGAUAACCGUAUUCGGGCUGUUAUUUGACGAUGAAUUUCAGGGAUUUGAUAUAAUAAACAAAUUGGUCUCGGCAUGGAUAGAUUUGAAGUGCUGGAGUUGGUUUGUUCUUUGUAUAGGAUGGUUACCAUGUUGGCUAUUGAUAUUAGCGUCAUCAUUCGAAUCAAAAAGUGUUGUGAUUAAGUCCAAAGAGAAGCAGAGUUGA